Aureobasidium pullulans EXF-150 is the source of this 813-nucleotide messenger RNA. Its product is annotated as alpha/beta-hydrolase. The annotation marks the transcript as partial. The transcript has a single exon. Lineage: Eukaryota; Fungi; Ascomycota; Dothideomycetes; Dothideales; Saccotheciaceae. Gene Ontology annotation, molecular function: hydrolase activity. The record is from RefSeq and is a predicted model, not a curated record.
CCCACAUACCGCAAAACCUACCCCAUCGGCGCUCGCCUGAUCAAUGACGUUUGGAUCCCGAGCAGUUGGAAACCAGGACAAUCAUUACCUUUAUACAUUGAUAUCCACGGCGGUGGUUUUGCUCUAGGCGACCCUUUCCACGAUGAUGGAUGGUGUAAUUACCUCGCCGAAAAACAGAAUAUCUGCGUCGUCAGUUGUGAUUAUCGCAAAUCACCCGGCUACUAUUUCCCCACGCAAACCAAUGAUCUCGUGGAAAUCAUCACGUCUAUUCUCGAUGAUGAGACUCUUCCCGUGGAUAAAUCUAAAAUAUGCAUAGGAGGUUUUUCCGCGGGAGGAAAUUUAUCGCUUUCGGUGGUGCAGGAUAAACAGCUACAGGGCAAAAUCAAGGGGUUGUGUUUGUGGUACCCUUCUACUGAUUUCAGUGGGAAAUUCAAGGGAAAGAUGAGGGAUGGUCCAGAUGGUUCUCCAGACGUCCUAGCCAAAAGUGGAGAAUUAUUUACCUACGGUUACGUUCCUGAAGGAGUGGACAAAACAAACCCACUGCUCUCACCCAUUUACGCAGAUCGCAGCAUUUUGCCGGAGAAAAUGCUAUUCAUAGGUGCCGAAUACGACGUCCUAUGCAACGAAGCAUUGGAAGCAGCAAAACUGUUUGCCGCAGCUGAACAAGCGGAAAGGGAAGAUGGAAAUGUGGAAGAGGAUGAUAGGCAAGGGGUGGAAAGUUGGAGGAAGGGGGGUGUUUGGUGGGAAAUGGUCAAGGGGGUGCAGCAUGGGUUUAAUUAUAUUAGGAAGAAGGAGGGUGGGGCUGAGAGGGAG